CUGAGCGAUGCUAUCGUCGUAUGGAGAGCUUGGGCUUUAUGGUCGGGCAAUAGAAUCAUUACGAUUGGUCUCAUAUGCCUUCUGGCAGUCACGGCCAGUACGCUGCUCUCUAUUUUUUUUACCGAUGUUAUCCACGGAAGCAGAGUAGGAGGUAUUGUCCAACGUACCAGUUGGCUAACAGCAUUCAUGACGAAUGUGGUGGUUACAUCACUUGUCGCGUAUAAAGCAUGGAAACAUAGACAGUUCAUCAAAUCACAAUUUGGCAGUGGAAGCAAGCGAACGAACACUGAAAAGAUUCUCAUCCUCUUGAUCGAAUCUGGUGUGCUUUAUUGCCUUGUAUGGGUGAGUUUUAUAUCUCAAGGUGUU
This is a messenger RNA of Heterobasidion irregulare TC 32-1, 366 nucleotides long. RefSeq lists its product as uncharacterized. Lineage: Eukaryota; Fungi; Basidiomycota; Agaricomycetes; Russulales; Bondarzewiaceae. The transcript has 3 exons. The annotation marks the transcript as partial. The record is from RefSeq and is a predicted model, not a curated record.